AUGGGCAACACGCUGGCAGUGUGUGGUCAUCUCCUGAAUGAUCUGUACCCGCACAUAUUCUCGUACCUGUCGCCUCGGGACCUGGUGUCCGUGACCCUGACCUCCAAGCGAUUCCAGCACCAAGUCAGCGAUGAGGUGUGGAAGGAGCUUUGUCGCCGAGACUUUGGUACCCUGCUGGAGGCACACCGGCAGGCGCUACGCAGCAGCGCGGCCACCUCGUCCAGCGGAGCUGAGCCGAUGGAUGAAGAAGACGGUGGCAAGAAAGAGCAGAAGGAGAAGGACCAGAAUAAAGGAGCAGCACUGGAAGAUGAAGAGGACGUGGAAGCGGGGUCUUCGUCCCUCUUCCGUAAGGUGCUGGUCACGGGCCUGGCCCUCAGGCUCGGUCGCGGCCUCGCGCAGAGAGGGAAAAAGGACCAGGCAGACGACGACGACCAGCAGCAACCUCAUCAUCAUCAUCUUCAUGUAGACGAGGAGAAGUCCUACAAGGAGCUCUACCGCACGUGGGCGUCCAGGGUGCUGAUCGUCUACCACGUCUACUCCAACGAUCAAGCCGAGCAGGACGUGGAGCGCGUUCUUCGACUCGAAGGCAUCGAAGGCAAGUACCACUCGCCGACGUCACUGGUGCGUACCAACGGCGGCGUGGUCGACAAGGCGGCAGAGAGCGCGAGGCUCAAGGAGCAGCUCGCCAGUGCGCUCCCGCACCACAGCACCGUGCUGUACAUUUCCAACGGCGGCGUGAGCAGCCAAUUCCAGGCCACCAUCGGCGACGCGUUGGCGGACUUUGUCGAACGGGGCGGCGCAGUGCUCAUCUUCCCCUUCGCCACGGCCACGGAGCGGCUGCUGGGCCGAUGGGACGAACUGGGCUGCAACCCCAUGCUCUCCGAAGCGCAGACGUCGAUGCCCAGCUCGCUUCGUCGGCCGCCGCUCUGCCCAGACCAUCCGCUGUUCAAGAAUGUGGGCAACGUCACCGCCAGCUACCGCGGCACGGGACUCCCGGCCCCCUCGGCGAAGGCGCUCGCCUACUACGAGGACGGCAACCUGUUCGCGGCCGAGUUGAAUGUUGGUGCGGGUCUGGUGCUGGCGGUCAAUUUGUUCCCUCCGUCGUGCCCGGAGGGGACCCAAGGUGGCAGGGACGGUGGAUGGAGAGCGGAAGAGGGCAACGACGUGCCUCGGGUACUUCGCAAUGCGGUCCGCUACGCCAUGGCCACUCGGAAGAGAGGCGUGUGA
Messenger RNA from Acanthamoeba castellanii str. Neff, 1227 nucleotides. RefSeq names its product Fbox domain containing protein. The record is from RefSeq and is a predicted model, not a curated record. Gene Ontology annotation, molecular function: protein binding. Bases 1 to 1227 code for a protein of 408 amino acids. NCBI's taxonomy places the organism in Eukaryota, Discosea, Longamoebia, Acanthamoebidae. The transcript has 8 exons.